This is a messenger RNA of Procambarus clarkii (red swamp crayfish), 2887 nucleotides long. RefSeq names its product serine racemase. Gene Ontology annotation, biological process: D-serine biosynthetic process. NCBI's taxonomy places the organism in Eukaryota, Metazoa, Arthropoda, Malacostraca, Decapoda, Cambaridae. Gene Ontology annotation, molecular function: magnesium ion binding; serine racemase activity; ATP binding. The record is from RefSeq and is a predicted model, not a curated record.
ACCUGCCCGAAACGCUAUGCGUGCUAGUGGCUUCACAAGAAUGUAAGAACGCAUGACUAUAUAAAAUAAAUAAAUGAAAACUGAUUACAAGGUCGAGGUGUUAUCGUGAUCAGCCGCCGACGACGACCUCCUCAGGAGCCGUACAACAUGCCUGCACAUUUCGGUGUGCGAGAAGUGGUGGAGGCCUACAGCAGGAUCAGUGGGCAUGUGCACAGGACGCCAGUCUUCACCUCCCACAGCCUCAAUGUCUUGGCCGGCACGCAGCUCUACAUGAAGGCUGAAAACCUCCAGAAGACUGGCGCCUUCAAAGCCAGAGGCGCCUGCAAUGCUGUUUUUCUGGAGAAGGAGAAAAAUCCGAAUAGCCCAGGAGUGGUAACACACAGCAGUGGAAACCAUGGCCAGGCUGUAGCAUAUGCUGCAAAAUGCGCUGGUCUUGCUUGCAGUGUGGUUGUUCCCAGAGGGACUCCUAAAGUGAAGUGUGAUGCUAUCAAAGAAUAUGGUGCUGAACUUGUCUAUUGUGAGGCUACACCAGCAUCAAGGCAGGCAGUUUGUGCAGAGAUUGAAGCCAGGACAGGCAGAGCUGUCAUCCAUCCCUUUGAUAACUAUGAUGUGAUGGCCGGUCAAGGAACUAUUGCAUUAGAACUGCUUGAAGAGGUACCAGAUUUGGAUGCUAUACUAGUACCUAUCAGUGGAGGGGGCAUGACAUCCGGGAUUGCUGUUGCAGCCAAAGCCUUGCAACCAAAGUGCAAAGUGUAUCCUGUUGAGCCUUUUGGGAAACAGCUACAGAAAUGCCUGGAAAGCAAGCAGCGAUUGUGGCCUAAUCCUCCAAAGUUCAUUGAUUCGGUUGCUGAUGCUAUUCGCACUCAACAGGUUGGUCACCUAACAUUCCCAAUCUUGUGUGAGUAUGUCGAACCUAAAGUGUUCACCAUCACAGAUGAACAAAUGAUCGAAGGAAUGAAACUUGUAUUUGAGCGAAUGAAGUUGGUUGUAGAGGCUGCCCCUGGAGCUGCUGUGUAUGCUGCAGUCAAAUUAAUGAAAGAGUUUGAUCCAACAGCUCAAAAAGUUGGCGUCAUUCUCUGUGGAGGCAAUGUGGACUUGGAAUGUUUGCCAUGGGUCACUUACAAGAAGUCCUAUUAACUGGCAUUGCUUUUAGACAUUUACAGUAUUUUUAAUUAUUUUUACCUACACACACACACAACCUAUGAAGCAAGAAUGGAGGCCAUUUGAACAGGCUGAUUUGUAAACCUCAUCCUGGAAAUAUUCAUGCAUGAACACAUUAAGCAAGCUACAAGAAUGACGGAAGGGGAUGUUCCAUCAAUACUGGAUUUAAUAUUCACUGUGGAUUUACUGGAUUUAAUAUUCACUGUGGAUUUACUGGAUUUAAUAUUCACGGUGGAUUUAUUGGAUUUAAUAUUCACACUGUGGAUUUCAUGAGUAAUAGAAUCAUCAUAGAAAUCCAGUCUUCCUGAUUCUUGUGCAAGAGAAAGCAAAAGUCUUUUUUUUUUUUUGAUGACUUAAGUAAGAAAUUCGGUGCAACUGAUUGAUAAAACAAUUGUGGCAGGUCAUAAGGGUUUAACAGAUCUAAGGGUAGUGUAAAUUUACAACAUGGAGCAACUGAAUUUGUUCCAAAUUGGUCAAAAUCAUUGAAGGUGGAAACUAUGUGGAAACUAUUGGGCUUAACAAGUGUCUAAUGUUGAUGAAACUGGCAUGUUGAGAAAAAAAAUGCCUGAUAAUAUACAUUUCCAAAGAAAAAAAAAUACCUUUCUUCAAGGCUGCAAAAGACUGCCGAAUUCUGUUGCUUGGAGGAAAUACGGCUGGUGAUUGUAAACUAAAGCCUCUGCUUGUGUACCCUCCACAAAAUCCCAGAGCUUUAAAGACUGUGCCAAAAUCAUCUCUUGGCAGUGGUGUGGAAAGCUGCUCCCAAGGGUAACAUAACAUGUAUUUAGAGACUUAUAUUUACACCAAUUUGUGCCUAAAGGAAAUUAUAUUGUGCUAAAAAGAAGAUUGAUUUUAACGAUUUGUUCGUACUGUACAGUGCACCUGGACACCCUAUAUACUUUGACAAUUUGAAUAAAAGUAUCAAGGUUGUAUUUUUGCCACCAAACACAGCCUCUUUGCUGCUACUGAUAGACCAAGGAGUGAUAAGAUCAUUCAUCACCCAGAGAACCUUUGUCUAGGCACUUCAUGUAACUGAUAACAUAGGCAGUUACCUCAUGAAGCUGGACAGGUUACAACAUGUAAGAGUCAUUUAAGAACAUGGAAAAAUCGUGGGGUGAAGUUAGUGACCAACAUGAAUGGUGUUUGUCGUCAAUUUGUGAAUCAUUUCAAGAGUUGUGAGGAAUAGUUGAAAAAACUGACAGGAAACAUUGUUGAUAUUGCAACAGAGCUAGAUGUUGAGCUAGAUGAGGAAAAUGUGGAAGAGUUGUUCAGCUCUCAUUCAGAGGAGCCCUUUGAUGAUGACCCGCUUGUGUUUGCAACCCAUGCAUCAUCUUAAACAUCAACAGCAGCCACUGACAGUAAAGAUGACCAGACAACCUCUGCCACCUGUGCACCUACUGCCUCUUGCACCACCAACUAAAUCUCUUCUCUCCUCAAAAACAGCUAACUUUGACAAGCAGGAGAACUCCAUCUUUCAAGGUAAUUAAUGUAGUGUGUCUUUGUAUGUCACAAAAAUACUGAUGUUGUGGUGAAUUUUGGUGGUCUGGGAACGUAUCCCUCUUUUAUAGCAUUGCAGUGGAAAAUCUUGUUCUGCAUUUUGAACAACUGCUCUUCGAAAACUGUUUCCGAAUGUAACCUGGUUAUAAAUGAGGGGAACACCCUGUAUUUCAUAUUUUGUCAAACUUCUCCCUUUAGUACUGUAUUAAAUACUAAUAAAAAAUCAUUUAUU